AUGGCAGAAUACGACCCGGACAUUUCCAAUGGCACUUGCUACUAUGCGUUUGGAGAGGAAACCACGUCAAGAUAUAUCCCCUGCGGGAACGAAGCACUUGGGAACAAGGCAUGUUGCGAAAGUGGGGACGUGUGUCUGUCGUCCAACGCUUGCUACAAUGGACAAUACGGCGUCACAUACAUAGCAGGCUGCACCGACCCCUAUUACGAAGACCCGAAAUGUCCAGACAAGGGCGACUUCGCAGGACAUCCGUGGGCGGGCUUGGUCUACUGUAACGGAACCUCGAACGAAUGGGUCGCUUGUGACGACCGGGGAGAUGCAGUUUCGGUUCCUGCGCCCUGCUGGUGUCCUUCAACCUCGAGGACAGUCGCGUUUACCGACGCUUCGGUACUUGAUAACAUUAUGUCUCUGCCAGCAACACAGGGUCAAACCGUACACUGGUCUGACGUAGCAGCGUACGAGUCAGAGCACUCCCUGGCCAGCAGCAUGUCCUCAACUGCAGCUUCGACGACGACCGACGGUACCAGCAGUGUUACCACGUCACUAUCACCUACGUCCACUUCCUCCGCCAGCCCGACAGCCUCUGCAACUUCCCCAUCAGCCAUUGACUCCAGCACCGUCGCUCCUGUGACUCCAACCGAGCCAGCGACUCCGACGAGACCCCCGGGAUUGGACACGGGUCAAAAAGCUGGUAUAGCGUUGGGUUCGGCUGGCGGCGUGCUUGUUUUGUUGCUUUUUGGUUGGCUUUUGAUCAAGAAAAUAAGACAGCGGAAAGUGAAAGAGCGGUCGGGUCCUCCCAUGAUCGACGUGACAAGCGCACAGCCACAUGAUCCAUCCACGAGCGCUGAUCUCAGAAGCUCUACGUGGUCUGGUCACAAGUCAGAGCUGCCGGCGGAUGAAAGCAUAAAGGGGUCGCCUUCACCACGGUACCAAGACUUUCGACGUCCCCAGAGCACAGAGGUUGAGGGAAGCCCAGUUCCUCGUUUGUCGCCUUCGCGAGUCACACAGGAUGGUGGCUACAGUGUGCCGGGCAACAAGAGGACGUUCUAUGAAAUGCCCGGAUAG
Messenger RNA from Exophiala dermatitidis NIH/UT8656, 1065 nucleotides. RefSeq lists its product as uncharacterized. The transcript is spliced from 3 exons. NCBI's taxonomy places the organism in Eukaryota, Fungi, Ascomycota, Eurotiomycetes, Chaetothyriales, Herpotrichiellaceae. Bases 1 to 1065 code for a protein of 354 amino acids. The record is from RefSeq and is a predicted model, not a curated record.